This is a messenger RNA of Penicillium argentinense, 324 nucleotides long. RefSeq lists its product as uncharacterized. The record is from RefSeq and is a predicted model, not a curated record. Gene Ontology annotation, molecular function: hydrolase activity. The transcript has a single exon. Gene Ontology annotation, biological process: nucleotide catabolic process. The coding region runs from base 1 to 324 and encodes 107 amino acids. NCBI's taxonomy places the organism in Eukaryota, Fungi, Ascomycota, Eurotiomycetes, Eurotiales, Aspergillaceae.
AUGAUCAUCGUGAAUCAAGGAGCUAUCCGAUACGACCUCGUCAAGGGACCCUUCACGGUGGAUGAUUCCUAUAUUGUGUGCCCUUACACGCAACCAUUCACAUAUAUCCCCGACGUCCCUUACUCGCAAGCUUCGAAAGUGCCCGAAUACAUCAACAAUUUGAAAAAGUCCAAGCGGUCUCUAACCGUCGACACAAUAUCAAGCCAAAUGCUCGGCUACGAUGAGUGCGACAACCCCUCGCCUCACAACGCGACUGAGAUCCUGAAGCCAAAGUCCUCUUCGGACGUGUUCUUCACGCACACACGCCCACACCGGGCUACGUAA